Molecule: messenger RNA, 516 nt
Organism: Dracunculus medinensis (Guinea worm)
Lineage: Eukaryota; Metazoa; Nematoda; Chromadorea; Rhabditida; Dracunculidae
Source: the annotation of a GenBank genome assembly
AUGUCGCGACCGCGCGUUUUUUUUGAUAUAACGAUUGGCGGUAAGAGUGUCGGACGCAUUGUUAUGGAAUUAUAUGCGGAUAUCGUUCCAAAGACUGCUGAAAAUUUUCGAUGUUUAUGCACAGGCGAGAAAGGAAUGGGCAAAUCAGGCAAACCACUUCAUUAUAAGGGUUGCAAAUUCCAUCGCAUUAUCCCGAAUUUCAUGGCUCAGGGUGGUGAUUUUACACGUGGCAAUGGUACCGGUGGUGAAUCAAUUUAUGGCGAAAAAUUUAAUGAUGAGAACUUCCAGAUGAAACAUACCGGACCAGGAAUUCUUUCAAUGGCGAACGCUGGACCAAAUACGAACGGAUCUCAGUUCUUUAUUUGCACUCUUAAAACAGAAUGGUUGGAUGGAAAGCAUGUCGUUUUCGGUCACGUAAUUGAUGGUAUGGAUGUUGUUAAAGCGAUCGAAGCGGUAGGGUCAAGUACAGGAAAACCAACUAGUGAUGUUGUGAUCUCCGAAUGUGGCCAACUAUGA